This is a messenger RNA of Neopsephotus bourkii (Bourke's parrot), 2487 nucleotides long. RefSeq names its product tetratricopeptide repeat domain 12 (gene TTC12). Lineage: Eukaryota; Metazoa; Chordata; Aves; Psittaciformes; Psittacidae. Gene Ontology annotation, molecular function: protein binding. The coding region runs from base 531 to 2393 and encodes 620 amino acids. The transcript is spliced from 19 exons. The record is from RefSeq and is a predicted model, not a curated record.
AGCUCCCCAGACUCGGCUGUCAAUGCAAAAGCCAUUGCUGAGGCAGAGAAAAGGCUCCAUGAUCAAGAAACUAACAAGGAGGAAGAAAGCAAAACUACAGUCAACAGAACAGUCAUCAACACCCGAGCUUCUGUAAGGACUUUAUUCCCUUUGAAGUCAAAGCUGUGUGCCGCUUAGGGCUCUAAAAUAACUAAUCCAUAUUCCUUGCCCAGGAGAAAAAAAUCCGAACAGUAUUUACAAGCAUGUUCUGAAGGUGACUUUGUUUUUCACUAGUUAUGUUCUUGGGAGGUCCUUGAUGUUGUAUUGUCUUUGUUUUAAGCCCACUAACAACACCAAAGACUUCUGUGGGAUUUAUCCGAGUUGAAUGCAAGCACGGAGGUGCAGUAACUUGUAGCUUUACCUGUGCUUCGGGAACUUGAGCAAACCCAGUUGAAGACACAGGAGUCCCUUCAUUAAUUUCACUAGGCUUUGAUUCCUGCAGUAGGGUUUGGCUUUCAGUGAUUUGCCUCGUGAAAGAUGGCUUUCUGGCAAUGUUGGAAAAGGAUGCAAAAGAACGUGCUAAACAAAGGAAGAGAAAUGAACACUUAGCAAAUGCUCUGAAAGAGAAAGGAAACGAUGCCUUCAGGAAAGGAGACUAUGUCAGAGCCAUUCAGAGGUACACUGAAGGUCUGGAAAAACUGAGAAAUAAGCAGGAGCUUUACACAAACAGAGCACAGGCCUACCUGAAGGUGCAUGAGUAUGAAAAAGCCAUUGGUGACUGUGAAUGGGCAUUAAAGUGCAAUGAAAAAUGUAUUAAAGCCUAUUUUCUAAUGGGGAAGGCUCAUCUGUCACUUAAACACUACAGUGAGGCCAGGCAGUGUUAUGAGAAGAUCUUACAAAUCGAUCCCCAAAAGGAAAGCCUGUUUAAAGAUUGUAUGAAUGAGGUAAACUUGGAGGAAAAAAGAAUGAGAGAUGAAGAGAGAGCAAUGAAGGAAGUUCAGUCUGGAAAGCUUGCUGCUCUGUCCAUAAAAGAACUGCUGCAGAAACUGCAUAAACCUGACCAGAAUGUCCUCUACUAUGCAGGAGGGAUCAGACUUUUAGCCGGAACUGUGAAAGAUUGUACUGAGCAAACUUUAUUUAGAACAAACAAUGGAUUCAGUAUCCUCGGAGACAACGAGAUUGUAAGAGGGGGCUUCUGUGCAGAGAGCAAAAACGCUGCUGAAGUGGAUUUGUCUGUUUCUCUUCUGCUCCUUUGGCAAGCUGUCUGCGCUGGGAACGAAGAAAAUCAGCGUCUUCUAUUGACUCACCCUGAUGUGAGCGCACAGCUGCCAAAACUGCUUUCCUCAGGGGUAUCGGAGAUCCAAAAGGAGACAUUGGCACUAAUUUAUCUUUACUCAGAGAAUGAGAAUGGGAGAAGACUGCUGGUCAGGCACCUGGAUCUAACCAAAUGGCUGCAGGUUUUGAUGAUGUUUGUCAGCAGCACUGAUGCCAGGGCCAGCAGUGCCAUGAACAUAUUAGCUGAUUUAACUCAAGAGGAAAGGUUCAAAACCCAGUGUCGUGUCAUGCUUUCCACAGACGUUUUACCUUUAUUCACCCAGUUGCUGACCUCUGCCAAGCUGGUGAACCAGGCAGCCCUUGCCCGUUGCAUUGGCAUCAUGGGGAAUCUGUGUGCAGAUGGAGUAAUUCGAAUGCAAAUGGCCGAGUGCAAAGAGUGCUGGCAAGGGUGCUUAAAGCUUGUGGAUGAAUACUUUGAUGUCAGCACAUCCAAUUACCAGGAGUGUUUGUUUGCAGUUCUGGGCCUCAUGAUGAACUUACUGCUUGAAUCAAAUGUGAUUAUCCAGUACUUUGCUGUGGACAUAAGUGGCAGGUGCAUGUCUCUCCUCAGGGAUAAGGAUGGAAGGAUUGUCACAAGAGCCAUUGGAGUGCUAAGUCGCAUCCUGCCAGCAUCCUCCUCAGCAGUAGAAGAAGUAGUGAAAGGAGGGGUGGUGAAGAAAAUGAUCAAAUUCUUGAAAGCUGGAGGACAGACUACCUGCAAUUAUGGUAUAAAGACCCUUUCCAUCUGCACCAGAAGUAAUAGGCAAGCUCAAGAAGAUCUCGUGAAGUCAGAUAAAGGGUUCAGUGUGCUGCUGAAACUCUUGGACUCAGAGAAUGAAAUGAUUGUAGGCAAUGCUGCACUCUGCCUUGGCCAGUGCCUUGUAGUUCCUGGAGCAGCGACAUCCUUACUGAAUUCCAGUGUUGUGAUGAUCUUGUUGAAACAUGCUGGUGGCGAUGCUAGAAGAACUUCAGUACAGGAGAAUGCAGCAAUUGCUCUGGGGAAGCUUUGUGUUGCCGAACCAAGGCAUAUUUUUCAGCUGCGGAAACUCAAUGGUUUGGCCAUCCUGAACUCCUCUAUGAAAUACGUGCAUAGCAUCUGAAGUUCUCAAGAGAGCUUCAAAAUAUGCUGUUAAUAUCACUUGCUGUUGAGUAUUGUAGUUUUCUCUUUAAUAAAGCUAACUCAAAGUGCAUCAA